Molecule: messenger RNA, 1815 nt
Organism: Sebastes umbrosus (honeycomb rockfish)
Lineage: Eukaryota; Metazoa; Chordata; Actinopteri; Perciformes; Sebastidae
Gene: asf1bb
Product: anti-silencing function 1Bb histone chaperone
Exons: 4
Coding region: 230-829 (199 amino acids)
Biological process (GO): DNA replication-dependent chromatin assembly
Cellular component (GO): nucleus
Molecular function (GO): histone binding
Source: RefSeq, a predicted model, not a curated record
GAAGAAGUGACGCACUUCCUCUAGCCCAGCAGCACCCCCUGGUCAUGUUGGUGUCCUCAGAGAAGAAAAGACUCAAACUUUAAGGCACAGUGUUGAAGACAGCCAGCCAGCCAGCCAGCCAGCCCAGGAACACAGCAGCUAGUGAAGUGACUGGUUAAACUGUGUUCACCUUUAAGAGCAGAGCUGAUUAUAAUCUCCAGGUCUAGCAGCUUCAGAAGACAACACCACCAUGGCUAAAGUACAAGUGUUAAACGUCGCUGUGCUGGACAACCCGAGCCCGUUUGGAAACCCGUUCCAGUUUGAGAUCACCUUUGAGUGCAUGGAGGAUCUGCCUGAAGAUCUGGAGUGGAAGAUCAUCUAUGUGGGUUCAGCUGAGAGCGAGGAAUACGACCAGGUUCUGGACUCUGUUCUCGUUGGCCCCGUACCGGCUGGCAGACACAUGUUUGUGUUUCAGGCUGAUGCUCCUAACACAGGGCUGAUUCCAGAGAGUGACGCCGUAGGAGUGACUGUAGUCCUUAUAACCUGCACCUACCGUGGACAGGAGUUCAUUCGCAUUGGUUACUAUGUCAACAAUGAAUACACAGACCCUGAACUACGGGAAAACCCACCUCUAAAACCAGACUACACUCAGCUCCUGAGGAAUAUUUUGGCCUCCAACCCCCGUGUCACCCGUUUCCAUAUCAACUGGGAGGGCUCGGCAGACAAGAUGGAGGACAGCGAGAACGUUGACCCGUCCCCCAACAUCAGCGGCAUGCUCCCUCCGUCCUGUAUACCAGGAAAGAUUCCACCUCUCGGGCUGAUGCCGGACAACUCCAUGGACUGCAUGUAAGAAUCAUCAGAUUAAGAUAAUGGACAAGGAGCUCUUCUUAUCUGUACACACUUCACCUACAAUGAAAACACACAUUUGGACAAGGAGGCCGUGGAUGUAUCUACCUAACAUGUGGACAUUAACAGGAAGCAGGCAUAUGGCAGCAGGGACAUUAUUUUUAUACAACAUACACAAAAGGGAUGGAUCGGAAACUGUUUUUGUCUCCUGUGCACUCUCUUUCAACACAACACAGGCCUGCACAACCAGCAUUGCCUUAUUUUACCGUAUCUUUGUCUUAGAUAAUGUCAAAGCUGAGCCAGAGAGAAAAUUUGAGUCAUCAGGGUGGGGCGAUCUUAAGACCGCCGUAUCCUCACAGCCCUGAGACCUGCAAGUCAUACUCAUACACUGAUGUGACCUGUUUGGUACCCAUACCGUGCUGCUCAUUUUGUCCUUUUGAGCACAGAUCAAAGCUAUGAGCAGUGCUCUGUAUGUCAGAAUAGAUGUAGCACUAGCUGCUUAUAAUAAAGCAUUACAUUGUUCUGAAGGUUUGUCUCAUCUGAUGUAAAUUUGUAGCAUCUGGAGUACCUGUGGAAAACAUCUUGGGAUUAAAGUAUGGGCCAUGUUCAGGGGCCUGUUGCAACAAGUAGCUUUUAUUUACAGAUAGCUUGAUAGAUUAUGCAGAGCACAACCUUGUGUUUGCAAGUUUUACCCUUGGUCUCUUAUCCAGAUAAAUCUGUAAACCUGCCUCUUCAAACAGGCCCCAGUUCAGAUAAUGUUCUUUAAAUUGUUACAUAAACACGUAGGUAAAGGAAACGAGGGACAAAUGGAUUCCGUGUUGCAGUCAAGUUGUUUGGAUGGUUUAGGCUUACUGUAAAUAAUGUUUUCCCAGCGCUUAUUUUGUCUUCAAGAAGACAAGGCAUAUUUUCUUUUUGUACUUACUAUAUAUUCUCUGCCUCAGUAUUUGUAGCAACAGUGAUGGGGUUAAUAAAGAUUGUUUUGUGGACCUA